AUGCCUUUUUUUCUAUACGUACUCCUGCUUUUCCCUCACCUGAAUGCAACAGCAGAAAACACUCUUUGCCGAAUGAUGGGAGAUCCAAAAUACGCGAUGCUGUCCAAAGAUGGAGACAUAAAUAUUGGAGCAAUAUUUCCAGUCCACACUAAAGAAACAUUACCUUCAUUUGAGUUUAGAAAAAAACCUCAGCUUUUAUCAUGCUCUAGUGUGAGUGUAAGAGAUUUUCGGCUGGCUCAAAUCAUGAUUUUUGCAAUUGAAGAAAUUAAUAGAAAUGAAAGUUUGCUCCCAAAUGUUUCUAUUGGCUAUAGAAUCUAUGAUAGCUGUUCAUCAAGACUGUCUUCUAUGAGUGCAAUUAUGACAGUGAUGAAUAGUCAAGAAUUUGCAGCAGGAGAAAGAUGUAAUAAACAGUCUCCUAUACAUGCUAUCAUAGGAGAAACAGAAUCUUCUGCCACUGUGAUUCUUUCAAGAACAACAGGACCUUUUAAAAUUCCAGUGAUAAGUCACUCAUCUGCAUGUGAGUGUCUCAGUAACAGGAAAGAUUACCCUUCUUUCUUCAGGACUAUUGCUAGUGAUUAUUACCAGGGCAGUGCACUUGCAGUCUUGGUAAAGAACUUAGGUUGGACUUGGGUUGGAGCUGUGAACAGUGACAAUGACUAUGGAAACAGUGGAAUGGAUAUUUUUCUGAAAACAGCUAAGAAGGAGGGGAUUUGUGUAGAGUACUCUGUAAAAUUCUACCGAACAGAGCCCGAAAAACUCCAAAAAGCUAUAAAUACAAUGAAACAAGGCACAGCAAAAGUGAUUGUUGCAUACGUUUCAUUUAUUGAGAUGGGAUUAUUAAUUGAUCAACUGAGCAUUCAGAACAUUACAGGCCUCCAAAUGAUUGGAGUGUUUGGAUGGAUAACUUCAACGAAUUUGAUAACUCCUGAAACUUUUCAUGUGAUGGGAGGGUCACUGGGACUUGCAUUAAAAAAGAUCAAUAUUGAAGGGUUUUUGGAUUUUGUUAAUAAAUCAUUUUGGGAAACAGCUUUUCCAUGCUCACAUAGAGAUGGUAAUUAUUCUCAAACUAAAUUAAAUUGCAACCAAUACCAAGAUCUACUUGUUAUAAGAAAUUACCAUGAAGAUCUGUCUGAACAUAGAUAUUCAAGCAAUGUUUACAAAGCAGUAUAUGCUGUGGCUUAUGCACUACAUGAUCUGCUAAAGUGCAGAGGACAAGAAGUCUGUGAAAAAGCCCAGACAAUACAACCACAGCAGGUGGUUAACUCUCUGAAAAAGGUCAAUUUUACUGUAAAGUUUGGUGAUCGUGUAUGGUUUGACAGCACUGGUGGUGUAGUAGGCCAAUAUGAAGUUGUGAAUUGGCAGCAGGACUCAGAUGGGUCAUUUCAGUUUAAACCAGUGGGUUACUAUGAUGCCUCACUGCCCCCUGACCAGCGCUUUUUCAUUAACACUGAAAACAUAAUCUGGGCUGGACAGCAGCUGGAGAAGCCAAGGUCUGUGUGCAGUGAAAGUUGUCCUCCAGGCACUAGGAAGGCUGUACAGAAAGGAAGACCUGUUUGCUGUUAUGACUGUAUUACAUGUGCAGAUGGAGAAAUCAGUAAUGAGACAGAUUCAAAUAACUGCCAGCAGUGUCCAGGGGAAUACUGGUCUAAUACUGAGAACACUGAAUGUGUGUUAAAGGCUGUAGAGUUUCUGUCAUUCACAGAAGUUAUGAGUAUAGUGUUAGUCUUUUUCGCUCUGUUUGGAGUAGGAAUAACUGUACUGGUGGCCAUCCUGUUUUACAGUAAGAAGGACACUCCCAUAGUAAAAGCCAAUAACUCUGAGCUGAGCUUCCUGUUGCUCUUCUCACUGACUCUGUGUUUUCUCUGUUCACUUACUUUCAUUGGUCGCCCCACUGAGUGGUCCUGUAUGUUGCGUCACACAGCAUUUGGGAUCACUUUUGUCCUCUGUAUCUCCUGUGUUCUGGGGAAAACAAUAGUGGUGCUAAUGGCAUUCAAGGCCACACUUCCAGGAAGUAAUGUCAUGAAAUGGUUUGGGCCUGCACAACAGAGACUCAGUGUUUUUGCCUUUACACUUAUACAAGUUCUUAUAUGUGUGCUUUGGCUAACAAUAUCUCCUCCUUUUCCCUAUAAAAAUAUGAAACAUUAUAAGGAGAAGAUUAUUCUUGAAUGCAGUCUGGGUUCUACUAUAGGUUUCUGGGCUGUGUUGGGUUAUAUUGGCCUACUGGCUCUCCUGUGCUUCAUUCUGGCUUUUCUGGCCCGGACGCUGCCUGAUAACUUCAAUGAAGCUAAAUUCAUCACAUUUAGUAUGUUCAUAUUCUGUGCUGUAUGGAUCACAUUUAUCCCAGCUUAUGUCAGUUCACCUGGAAAAUUUACUGUAGCUGUGGAGAUUUUUGCCAUUUUAGCAUCAAGCUUUGGUUUACUAUUUUGCAUAUUUGCACCCAAAUGUUACAUCAUCCUGUUUAAGCCUGAACAAAACACAAAGCAACAUUUGAUGGGUAAAACCCAAAAUAAGUCAUACUGAGAAAUAAACAUUGUUAAAUUAA
Molecule: messenger RNA, 2542 nt
Organism: Misgurnus anguillicaudatus (oriental weatherfish)
Lineage: Eukaryota; Metazoa; Chordata; Actinopteri; Cypriniformes; Cobitidae
Product: extracellular calcium-sensing receptor-like
Biological process (GO): G protein-coupled receptor signaling pathway
Cellular component (GO): plasma membrane
Molecular function (GO): G protein-coupled receptor activity
Source: RefSeq, a predicted model, not a curated record